AGGCUCGGAAACGGAUUCAGGCAACGUUUGGGAGGAAUUCUGGGAGUUGAAGAGCUUGAGAAACGCUGUUCUGCUCUAUACUGUGUUGAAUCCCUUGAUCAGCACCUGUUGGAGCUCCACCUGGAGCUCUGCGAGUGUCUUACUGCAGCGUGCUUCCUUAGGCCAAUGGGCAGAUCACUUGAACCCUCUGCCAUUGUUGGCUUUCUGGCUGGAGACUUUUUCACCACAAGCGACACUCGUUGCCUCCACUUCUGCUGCUCUUCUAUUCGUUGCAUUUUAAAAGAAACCCCAACCUGUCCGUAUCAUCGCCGGAGUGCUUGCUCUUUGGAGGGAGAGUCGCCCCCCUCAACCCGCCUUUUUUUCUCCAGUUUGGCUCUUGGCCUGCGCUUCCCAAGCGCCUCCUCUGGGCGGCAGCCAUGGGCCAGGUCGCGGUGGGGCAACACGUUGGCGCCCUCUAGGGAUCAGACCCCAAAAUAACAGUUAUUUAGCGAAUCACUGCAGUUGCUAAGCGAAUCCAGCUUUCCCAUUGACUGCUUGUUGAAUCUUGCGAAUGGCGAUCAAGUGGCCCCAGGACUCUGCAACCAUGAGACCUCGGAUCCCCAGCAGCAACUGCGCCUCGGGGUGUUGCAGAAGCUCAGAGUUCAACGGAGAACCCCCCUGGUAUUACACCUAGCCACCUGAGAAGGAGGAAGGCUUCGGGACGCGUGUUGCAUACUUAAAAACUAUCCCCCUUACUGACGGAGUCUUUCCCAAAAAGGUCCUCCUCUGAUGGUAACAAUGAUCAGGUACCCAGACGAAUCGGAUGUCAUGAUGGUGGAGGAGGGCUUCACCACUAGGGACCUCCUGGACAGUCUCCUCCUCAAGGUUGCCCAGACGGGUAGCCGAGAAGCGUUUUUCGUGGCAAAUCUGGAGGACGUGGUGAAGAAACAUGUGCGCCUCCUCAAGGCCCUGCCACGGGUCACGCCCGUCUACCCCUUGAAGUGCAACGGCAGCAGGGGAGUGGUGCAGAUGCUGGCAGGGCUGGGGGCCGGAUUCAGCUGCACCAGCAAGAUAAUAGAGCUGAGCAGGCCACGGGACUUGCCACAAGAAAACACGUGCAGUGAGAACAACAGGAGAGAAAAGCAGAGUUCCGUGGGCGUUUGGCUCUCAAGCCCACCGUUGGCUUUCUGGAUCCUUGACCCCUUAAGGUCAGCGUUUCGUGGUGACUUGGACCCUUUACAAUGGCCUCUCUCCAGGAGGAUUUCACAGGAUGCAGGGAUUUGAGGAAAUGGACCUGGUGAAGAGUACUGGAGUUCCACCAGAGAGGAUCAUUUGCACCAGUCCCUGCAAGCAGAUCUCCCUGAUCCGAUACGCGGCCAGCCAAGGGGUGCAGCUGAUGACUUUUGACAAUGAAGUGGAGCUUGGGAAAGUAGCACGGAGGUACCUGUCUGCCAGAAUGAUUCUGCAGCUGGCUACUGAUGACUCCAGGUGCGCCAAUCAUCUCAGUGUGAAAUUUGGGGCCACCCUUAAAACCUGCCGACAUCUCCUCGAGAUUGCAAAGCAGAUGAACAUCGAGGUGGUAGGCAUCAGCUUUCACAUUGGAAGCAGCUGCACUGACCCUCAGAUCUUCACCCAAUCCAUAGCAGACGCUCGGCUGGUCAUGGAAAUGGGUGCAGAGCUGGGCUACAAGAUGCGUCUCUUGGCCAUUGGAGGAGGGCUUCCCAGUGCCGAGGAGUCCAGGAGGCACUUCGAAGAGACAGCAGCUGUGAUCAACUCUGCCUUGGACCUCUAUUUCCCUGAAGGCUGCGGGGUGGAGAUCCUUGCUGAGCUGGGGCGCUACUACGUGCAUUCGGCCUUUACCUUGGUGGUCAGCAUCAUUGCCAAGAAGGAGGUUCCUCUGGGCCAGCUGUGCUCAGACGAGGAAGACGCUGAGGGCAAGAAGAGCUUUGUCUACCAUAUUAACGAUGGCGUCUAUGGGUCUCUUGGCUCGGUCCUCUUCAGCAACAUCCGCCCCGUCCCCGUCCUGCCUAAGAAACCCCCACCAGAUCUCCCUUUGCACAACAGCAGCUUCUGGGGACCGACUGGGGACAGGUUGGACCGGAUUGCAGACGACCUGGAACUACCUGAGCUGCAGGUCGGGGACUGGCUGAUCUUUGAGAACAUGGGGGCCCACACUGUGCUCGCCCCCUCGUCUUCCCAGGGAUCUCCGCCCACCCAAAUACACUAUGCUAUGUCCAGAGGGGCCUGGGAAGCCGUCCAGCUCCUCCAGGGGAGGAGGAAAUCGCUGUAUCUGGAAGAAGAGGAUCGGGAGAGCACGUGUACCCCCCCCUGCUGUGGCUGGGAGAUCGCAGACACCCUGUGCGUUGCCCCUGUCUUCACUCCAGCAAGCAUCAUGUAAGCUGCGCCAGUCCUUCAUCCUGGGGGCAGACCCCUCCCAGCAGAGUCCUGCCAUGUCCUCUCCUGCCUCACCUUUUCCUCUUUUUGUCAAUGGCAGCCUGCCUCUUGCAUGUUCUGCCCUGAAGUAGGACCUGGUUUCUCCUCCUCCUCCUUCUUCCUUUCCAAGCAGUGUGGUUUUUAAGUAUGCAACAUAAAUCCUGUUCCUCCUA
Messenger RNA from Crotalus tigris (Tiger rattlesnake), 2585 nucleotides. RefSeq names its product antizyme inhibitor 2 (gene AZIN2). Gene Ontology annotation, cellular component: cytoplasm. The transcript has 13 exons. The record is from RefSeq and is a predicted model, not a curated record. NCBI's taxonomy places the organism in Eukaryota, Metazoa, Chordata, Lepidosauria, Squamata, Viperidae. Bases 1250 to 2377 code for a protein of 375 amino acids. Gene Ontology annotation, molecular function: catalytic activity.